Molecule: messenger RNA, 958 nt
Organism: Triplophysa dalaica
Lineage: Eukaryota; Metazoa; Chordata; Actinopteri; Cypriniformes; Nemacheilidae
Exons: 2
Coding region: 280-531 (83 amino acids)
Source: RefSeq, a predicted model, not a curated record
GAGAGAAAGAGCGUCUGCGUGUGUGGAGGAAGAGAGAGAGUGUGUGUGUGUGUGUGUCAGUGAGACAGCGAGCGUCUCUCCUCACAUCCUCAGGACUGGUGUCGUGUCUGUCCGUGCUGGCGUGUCUCUCUUCACUCGUCCUUUUGUUUCUGUGUUUGAAGGAUGAAUCUUUGGGGUUUAAGACUCUCUUGCGUCCGUCAGUGAGAACAUCAGGAAUCUGUGGUGACGAUCUCCUGCGAGUCUGAAGAAACACAUCACGUCAGACCUCAGUUUAUCAUCAUGGAUCUGCCAUUCAUGGCUGCGCAGUUUCCAGUGAUGAGCGGAGCGUUCAUGGACACAGAUGACUGCAGCACGGAACAUUCUCUCUUUAACUCGUCAGCCAGUGUGAACGCGCCGCCCUCAGCCUCAGCACCGGCCCAACACGACCAAGAGCAGCACGUGUCCAGUGACGCCAUCUGGCUUUGGAUCGCCAUCAUCGCCACCAUCGGGAACAUCGUGGUGGUCGGUGUGGUUUAUGCUUUUACUUUCUGAUGUCAAGAAUGAAUGAUGAAGGUUCACCUACGGAUGAGGUUUUACAGAUUCAUCUCUGUCUGCUCACUAUCAAGGGAACUACGCAUUGAGCGUGUGUUUGCAGGAGACUUCUGAAGAACUUCUGAGAGUUGAUGUUAUUGUGAUCUUUACACAUUAUAGGGGACGUGUAUCCUUUCUGCACCACCAGCAGAAGCAAACAUGCUGCACACAUAAUGACUCCACCCAGCCCGAUGGAAUACUUGAUUUUUAUUGGUCAAUGUUUUGUAUAAUGUCAUGUGUUGGAUUAACACAUUCACACAAUCAUUCAGACUCAAAUCAUUAUACUGUAUCAUGUUUAAUGAGUGAGUGAGAUACUGAUCUGUGUUUUUAUUAGAAUUUUUCAAAAAGCUUGAUAAUCUGAUAAAUAAACUUUUAAAUGUUUUGUACA